Molecule: messenger RNA, 570 nt
Organism: Morus notabilis
Lineage: Eukaryota; Viridiplantae; Streptophyta; Magnoliopsida; Rosales; Moraceae
Exons: 2
Coding region: 1-570 (189 amino acids)
Source: RefSeq, a predicted model, not a curated record
AUGAGGAUAAAGUCAUUCGUGACUUCUCUUCUAAGUGAAUAUGAUCACAUUGUCACCACGAUACUUCAUGGAAAGGAUAAGAUUACCUUUGAUGAAGUAUGUGCUGCUUUAUACAAUAAUGAGAUCUGGAAGAAGGACCAGAAGGAACAUAAAAGUACUUCAGCAGCCAAGUAUGAAGAUGAUGAGUCAGAAUUUGUGUUGAUUAGCACGUUGUCAAAAUCUCAGUAUGACGAGUGGAUUAUGGAUUCGGGUUGUACUUAUCACAUGUGUUCCAACAAGGAGUGGUUCUUCAAUUUUGAGGAGCUAAAUGAAGGUGUUGUUAACAUAGGCACUAAUGACGCCUUGCAAUCAACUGGGAUAGGUUCAAUCCACUUGAAGUGCCAUGAUGGAUCAACGAAGGUUCUGACUGAUGUUCGGUAUGUACCACACUUGAAGAAGAAUCACAUCUUUUUGGGAGUCUUGGGAUCUAAAGGCUUCACUGUGACUAUGCGAGAUGGAAUUCUUAAAGUUGUUUCUAGCACACUGGUGGUAAUGAAAGGCAUUAGGAAGAAUAACUUGCACUAUUUCUAA